Messenger RNA from Neltuma alba, 1150 nucleotides. RefSeq lists its product as uncharacterized. Bases 168 to 545 code for a protein of 125 amino acids. The transcript has 3 exons. Lineage: Eukaryota; Viridiplantae; Streptophyta; Magnoliopsida; Fabales; Fabaceae. The record is from RefSeq and is a predicted model, not a curated record.
UUUUCUCACUUUGGAGAGCAACAACACAAUAGUGAACAAGAAUUAGAGAGCCACCAAACCAAACCAUAUAAUCCUUUUGUUGCCUGCAAUUGUAGGCCAAAAAGUUUUCAUUUCACACUUUCAAGCUCCAUUCAUUCCCAGAAACGCAGAAACAGAGAGAGAGAGAGAUGGAGAUUGAAUCAGUGAAGUGUGAGUGUUGUGGGCUGAAAGAGGAUUGCACGCAGGACUACAUCAGCCAAGUGAAGUCCAAAUUUGAAGGCAAAUGGCUCUGUGGAUUGUGCUCUGAAGCUGUCAGAGAUGAAGUGAGCAGAGGGAAGAAGCCCGUUUCCGCCAUGGACGAAGCUGUCAAAGCUCACAUGUCCUUCUGUCGCAAGUUCAAAUCCAACCCUGCUGUUCGUGUCGCUGACGGUAUGAGACAGAUUCUCCGGAGAAGAUCAAGCGACUUGUCUUUAUCUUCAUCAUCACCGGCUCCACCAUCUUCAAGGAAGUAUUCCAGAGCCGCCAGCACUUCCCAAGUUGGAGAUUCUUCCACUUUCACUUUCUAAUUAAGACUGUCUCUGGGGUUGGAACUUGGAAUCAAGAAUCAAUAAUAAAUAAAUAAAACUGAUAUAGGUAUAAUGAUAACCAAACCCCUUUUCUAGCUAUGCUGUUUUUUCAUCUUGUUCUGUACAGGGUGUGUGUGCUGGUUCACAUGAAGCAUAUCCUUCUCUUCCGGUUUCACUUUUCUUCUAAUGAUCUAUACUAUAUAGGUUGGUAGUAGAAGAAGCGUAUGAUGAAACGCAACGUAGGCAUUCAUUCUUCUUCAUAUAUAAGAUAUUUGAACUCUAAAACGCAGAAUAGUAGCCAGGCCUUUCUUUUUGCAUGUCAAUUGGGUAAUUAUAAGCUGAGUUUUGUUCUUUCUCCUUGAAUCUUAUCAUUCUAUGUCUCCUUGAAGGAUUUGAAAUGACCCGAGAUAUGGUAGGUUAUGGAAUCUGGAAAUGAAUGGGACAUUAUUAGGUUGAAGCUUGUAGGUGAAGAAGUUGGUUGAGAGUUGAGACUUUUGAAUACCUGAGUGAUAAACCUGUUGAUGUUAUUUAUUAUUUUCCAAAUGGAUUGAAGUACUGUAAAAUGCAGCAACAUAGUAGUAUUAUACUCUAUUAUUAUUUGAGAA